Messenger RNA from Panicum virgatum (switchgrass), 1558 nucleotides. RefSeq names its product U-box domain-containing protein 21-like. The record is from RefSeq and is a predicted model, not a curated record. Bases 41 to 1366 code for a protein of 441 amino acids. Gene Ontology annotation, biological process: protein ubiquitination. The transcript has a single exon. NCBI's taxonomy places the organism in Eukaryota, Viridiplantae, Streptophyta, Magnoliopsida, Poales, Poaceae. Gene Ontology annotation, molecular function: ubiquitin protein ligase activity.
GAGACUCAGAACGCUCACCCACUCUCCACCUUCAUCGUCCAUGUCGUCGCUGCCCUUCCGGACAACCCCCGCCAAGGAGGACCCGCCGCCGGAGUUCCUGUGCCCGAUCACGCUGGACCUCAUGCGUGACCCGGUCGCGGCGCCCACGGGCAUCACCUACGACCGCGCUGCCAUCACUUCCUGGCUACUCUCCGGCGGCCAGCGCGCAUGCCCCGUCACGCACGCCGAGCUCCGCGCGGGGGACCUCGUCCCCAACCACACCCUCCGCCGCCUCAUCCAGGACUGGUGUGACGCCAACGACCGUUCCUGCGGCGGCGUUGGGCUGGUCCCCGCCACGCCCGAGGAGGCCGCCGUCGCCGAGCUCGAGAGCGCCACGCGCGCGGGCGACGCCGAGCGGUGCGCGGCCGCAGCGCGCUGGGUUCGGCGGCAGGCACGGAUGGCCGAGCGGAACCGAGGCCGCCUCGCGUCCGCCGGCGCAGGGCGCGCGCUCGCCGCGGCGUUCGCGUCCUUUGCGGACGCCGCCGCAGGUGCAGCCGCCGCUAGCGACGCGCUUGACGCCGUGCUGGCAGCGCUGGCGCUCGUCGUGCCCAUGGACGAGGAGGCCGUCGCGGCCGUCGGCUCGUCCAGCGCGUCCGUGGCGCGGCUUGUCGCCGUCGCCGCGAACGGCGGCCUGCUCAGUAGGCUGCAGGCCGUGGUCGUCAUCGGAGAGAUCAUCUCGCUGUCAUGCCACAGGCAUGGCGCCGGUGCCGUCGUCGAUCUCAGCGCGAACACCGACGCCAUCGUCCAAGUCUUGGUCAAGACGAUCAAGGACGCCAUCUGCCCACAGGCGACCAGGGCAUGCCUGCUCGCGGCGCACCACCUCGCCUGCGCCGGCGAGAGCGCCGCGGCGCGCCUGGCGGCGGCAGGGCUCGUGCCGGUGCUCGUCGAGCUCCUUAUCGACGCGGACAGGAGCACGGCCGAGAAGGCUCUCGCCGCGCUCGACGCGGCACUGGUGUCCAGCGAUGGCCGGGCGCGGGCCCGUGCCGACGCGCUCGCCGUGCCCGUGCUCGUCAAGAAAAUGUUCUGCGUUUCCGACGCGGCCACCGAGCUCGUUCUUUCUGCCUUGCUGCGCAUCUGCAAGAAAUGCCCGGAAGACGACAUGGAUGGCACGGCAGCGGCAGGUAGGCGGCUCGCCAUCAUUGAGGCGCUGCAGGUUGGUGCCCUCCAGAAGGUGCUGCUGCUGCUCCAGGCUGGAUGCAGCGAGGAAACGAAGGAGAAGGCCACUGAGCUGCUGAGGGUGAUUGUCAGGUAUCAGGGCAGAGUGGAGUGUGUUGAUACCAUGGAUUUCAGAGGGCUCAAGAGAGGCACUACAAUUUUGACUACAUAGAUUUUUUGUGUGUGUGUGUGUGUGUAUACAACAAUAGAAAAAAAAUAGUAGAUGCAAUUGUGAUCACAAAAGAUAGAAAAUGUACAUAAAUAGCUUCUAAGUGUUGAUUUAAAGGUUUUCUUGUUUUUGAAUAUUAUUCUGUUUCGUUCUAACAUUAGCGAAUUAUAUCCAUUCAUCAACCUCUGUGGACAA